UUGUGGACCCAGGUCUCAGAAUUUUAUUGCUGUGAUUGUUCUUCAAGAUUAAUUCACGUAAAUCAUUCAUUUUCACACUCAUAAUAUUAUAACAAAAAAAUGUGUAUUUGUUUGCACACUGUGCGUGAAUAUUUUGACUGUUAUUCAGGUCCUUUCACUGCACAUUAGAGGAAUUAGAGAUGAACAAUAGGUAGAUGAGAGAUGUUGUGAGGCCAUUGUGCAAUAGGAGGUGAACAGUUAGCUGGCAUUUUCCAGAGCUGAAUAAAAUCCGUUUUACAGGGGGCACUGGGUUUGUGUAUCCCACAACACACAGGAGUCAGUUCGCUCCAGGGUUUCAUCUGAAGAGACGUUACGGUUGAAGGAAAAAGUGGAGACCCACAACGCGCAGCGGCAAACAAGGACCUGGCCUGGUCUCUUCCAGUUCCUUCCUUCGAGUAUCGCUCGCGCUCUCCAGUCGACCGUGGAGCGGUGGCGUGAGAUGCACCCACAGCGUCCGCUGCCCCAGGCCAUGCCCCCCUCACUGGGCCAAAACCUGAGAGAUGCAGCUCUGAGGAUGGGCCAUGGCAAGAACCUGCUGGGAGGGAAUGUGGCUUAUGGAGUUAUCCAGUCUCUUAAAGAGUGCCUCUACUUCUUGCUCUGCUGCUGGUGCAUCAAAGAGAUCCUGGACUAAGAAAAAGUGCUUUUAAGCUGGUGGAUGAUUCAUCACAGAUGUGUUGAUGCUUUGGCCUGAAUCCAGAUCUCUUCACACAUGCAUAAACACUCAUGCCUCACAAAUAUUAGAGGCUGCUGUAGCAAUGCACUUUAAAGCAGCACAUCACCCAGGCUUCAUAGGAGGAAUAUAGACCACGUCCCUGUCAACAUUCUGGUGGUAUUCAAACAUGUUUUCAAUGAUACUGUUUGAGAAAAUUGUACAAUAAAAAUAAAAAUAAAAGAUUGUGCGAUUCUUUUUAAAUGGCUCACAAAAAAAGGUCUCGAGGAUUUUUAAUUGGUUUAAAACUUAAGGUACAAACUAUGAUUGUAUAAUGUGUGGGCCUAAUAGUUUGUGUAAAGACAUUACUGCACUACCAAGAAGUACAUUUGUGAAUACAAAUGCAACAGAUGCCAUAAAUAUGUGUUAGAAUACAUAUCAAACAUUUUACACAAAUGUAUACAAAUUGUUAUAAUACAUGCUGAAAACAGAUAGCAUAUCAGAUG
Messenger RNA from Carassius auratus (goldfish), 1194 nucleotides. Its product is annotated as lens epithelial cell protein LEP503-like. Gene Ontology annotation, biological process: multicellular organism development. The record is from RefSeq and is a predicted model, not a curated record. Bases 479 to 670 code for a protein of 63 amino acids. The transcript is spliced from 2 exons. Lineage: Eukaryota; Metazoa; Chordata; Actinopteri; Cypriniformes; Cyprinidae.